Molecule: messenger RNA, 1354 nt
Organism: Apus apus (common swift)
Lineage: Eukaryota; Metazoa; Chordata; Aves; Apodiformes; Apodidae
Gene: CDK7
Product: cyclin dependent kinase 7
Exons: 12
Coding region: 113-1144 (343 amino acids)
Biological process (GO): protein phosphorylation; positive regulation of transcription by RNA polymerase II
Cellular component (GO): transcription factor TFIIK complex; transcription factor TFIIH holo complex; cytoplasm
Molecular function (GO): cyclin-dependent protein serine/threonine kinase activity; ATP binding; RNA polymerase II CTD heptapeptide repeat kinase activity
Source: RefSeq, a predicted model, not a curated record
AGCGCCGGGGCGGCCCGGCGGUGGGUGCGGAAGCCGGGGGGUCUCGCUGCUGCCGCCGCCGCCGCCGCCGCUUCGCCGGGCCCCGCGCCCUGUUUCUCCCCGGACGGCGGCGAUGGACGCGCGGGCGCGCGCGAAGCGCUACGAGAAGCUGGACUUCUUGGGAGAGGGGCAGUUCGCCACUGUCUAUAAAGCGAGGGAUAAGAACACCAACCAAAUCGUGGCCAUUAAAAAGAUUAAACUGGGACAUAGAUCAGAAGCUAAAGAUGGAAUCAACAGAACGGCCCUCAGGGAGAUAAAAUUGUUACAGGAGCUAAGCCAUCCAAAUAUUAUUGGUCUUCUAGAUGCAUUUGGACACAAGUCAAAUAUUAGUUUGGUGUUUGAUUUUAUGGAAACCGAUCUAGAGGUGAUUAUAAAAGAUACUAGUAUUGUGUUGACACAAUCUCACAUCAAGGCAUAUAUGCUGAUGACACUUCAAGGAUUAGAAUAUUUACACCAGCACUGGAUUCUACACAGGGAUCUUAAACCAAAUAAUUUGUUGUUAGAUGAAAAUGGGGUUUUAAAACUGGCUGACUUUGGCUUGGCAAAAUCUUUUGGAAGCCCAAACAGAGUUUAUACCCACCAAGUAGUAACAAGGUGGUACCGGGCCCCAGAAUUAUUGUUUGGUGCCAGAAUGUAUGGUGUUGGUGUCGAUAUGUGGGCUGUUGGUUGUAUUUUAGCUGAAUUGCUCCUCAGGGUUCCUUUUUUGCCUGGAGACUCUGAUCUUGACCAGCUGACAAGGAUAUUUGAAACACUGGGCACUCCAACAGAAGAACAAUGGCCUGGAAUGACGAGUCUUCCAGAUUAUAUUACAUUUAAGUCCUUCCCUGGAAUGCCACUUCAACAUAUCUUCAGUGCAGCUGGCGAUGAUUUGCUCAGUCUUCUGCAAGGCUUAUUCACAUUUAAUCCUUGUACGAGGGUUACAGCUACUCAGGCAUUGAAACAGAAGUAUUUCAGUAACCGACCAGGACCCACUCCAGGAAAUCAGCUGCCGAGACCCAACUGUCCCGCUGAAGCUGUGAAAGAGCAACAAAGUGCACUUUUAAAUUUAAAAAGGAAGAGACCAGAAGGAAUAGAUCAAGGUUUACCAAAAAAACUGGUUUUUUGAUUGCUGUGGAUGGUGGAUGAAAAUGAACAAAAAUGGCCGGAGUCUCAACCAUUGAAAAAACGAUGUAAUAGUCACUGGGUGGUUAUUUUGUAAUAUCUUAAUAUGUAUAAUGUGAAUUUAAUAUUUCCUUACUGAAACAGGUUUCAUUAGCCCUAUGUUUUUUGUUUUUGUUUUUGUUUUUUUUAAUAAAAGCAUUUUUGAGCAAAAGAA